GGAUUAAAGAGAAAAAGGAUAUAAGAAAACGUUGGCCCACAUUCCUACCGUCUGCUACCUACUAUUACUCCAACACAUCAGAUCAAUAUCAAACUACUACUAUUCCUACUGCUACUACCUCCUCAUACAAUUAGGAAGCUAUUAUAGUUUCAUCAUCGAUUCACUUUCUAUCACUUAUACGCUUACUACCGAACAAUACUCAACCACAUAAUACUUCCCUACAUCAUCAAUUCUACUGCCUCAUCAACCAAUCUUCAGAGAGUCCUCAUAUCAUAACCUUUUGACUACAUUCAGACUCUCCAAGCAAUCAAUCAAACCACAACCAUGACAGCCCGAUACCAAGUCACCGAACCUCACCCUCACGUCGCCACAUCCUCAUUCAUCCAUUCCGGCCGCGGCGGCGCAGGAAACACAUUCAAGGCCCCCAAAACCACCAACGGUAGCAACGCCCGAGGACCCGCCUCUCUCUUCACUCUCGGCCUUCCCCAAACCUCAUCCAAAUUCAGCAGCGGUCGCGGCGGCGCCGGCAACAUUCUCCCCACCUCCAAAAAAGCCCCCUUCUCCUUCGACGAAGAACUCGAACGUCAAAGCACCCGCGAAAAGAAGAUGAGCGAAGGAGGCAUGUGGCACGUUGGACGCGGCGGCGCCGGAAACUACGCCAGUGGUCGACCAGCCAGCGAGCGCAAGAGCUCGACCAGCUCCGAGGACAGCAAUGGAAGUAUCCGCAGUGCGCGAAGUGGAGGAUUUCUCGAACGCUGGAAUUCGAGACACUCGACGAGAACGGCGUAGGAGUUGAGAGAUUAUUCUUUAUUCUUUUUUUUUUCUCUUUCAAAAAAAGGAAGAAGAGUCUCGAGACAUUUUUUUGCAAUUUGCAUCACGAUACCUAUGAUUUUUUUCUUCGCGGCGCGGUCUGACGUUAUCUACCUACCUAUCUGGGCAGAUGGGCAAACCUCCACUUUUCAACACCUAAAAGCAUUAUAAUGGCGUUUUCAACAUUACUACUUCACUCCCUCCUAAUAUACACACACAACCACUCAUCUCAUCUCGCAUUCAACACCAACGGCGCAACAAACGGGGAAAGGGAAGCAAAGCAACCAACAAACGGCAAACGGGCAGGGCAGGGUAGGGCAGGGUAGGACAGGAAAGGAAAGGAAACGGGAAGGGGGACACAAAAAAAGUUUAUUUGAUUUUGGGAUCUCAGAAUCCAUCAUUAGCUAGCUGAUAGAUAUCAUUCUAGCCUCUGAGUUUUUACUGAUUGUUAUUUUUUCUUUGGUCGAAUGAGCGAUUGGCGCUGCCUUGUAUGUUAUGUUAUCUAUCACCCAAAGUACUCAACUUUAUGAUACCCCGGAUUUUUCUUUCUAUAUUUGGAGAGACAGGGGAAGGAAGGAAGGAAGGAUGUAUGUAGGGGAGAUAAUUGAACGGCAGGAAGGAAGGAUGGAUGAAUGGAUUAGGUAGUUUUCUAUUGGGACAUUUUUCCGUUAUGAAGAUGGCUAUUACCAGAUUAUAUUCAAUACAAUACAAUAUCAUUACAUCAAACCA
Messenger RNA from Botrytis cinerea B05.10, 1539 nucleotides. RefSeq lists its product as hypothetical. The transcript has a single exon. Bases 325 to 789 code for a protein of 154 amino acids. NCBI's taxonomy places the organism in Eukaryota, Fungi, Ascomycota, Leotiomycetes, Helotiales, Sclerotiniaceae. The record is from RefSeq and is a predicted model, not a curated record.